AUGGUGCCAGUGCACGGCGUGCAGGGCGCAGAGGUGCGCCAGGAUGCCGCGGAGGUGCGGAAGAGGUGCAGCGAGUGUCGACGCGAAAAUAAACAGCAUUUAGAGGUCGAUCCGCCCUGCCGUGACACACGGUGCGAGCACCGCGUCCGACGCGGCACUCCCCGGCGUAGCGCCCGGCGGUCGCUCGGCUCGGGACGAGCUGGGCCUCCGCUACAAGUGGCCGUCCGGAUUGGUGACGACCGGGAAGCUUUAGAGGCCGGUCAAUAUCGGGUGCAUAAUUGUGAGAUAGGAGCGACGGGAGCGCGCGCAGCACGUGAGCGCGACACAUGCGCGCUGGGCACGAUCGAUGCGCGGUGCGCUGGGCGCGCUGGGGGCUCACCUGGCCUGUCGCGGAGCCGCGCGGCGGCGGGCGGCUCGCCGGCCACGCCGGCGCUAGCGCGGGCGCGGGCGCGGCAUGCGGCGAGCGCGCGGCCAACAAGUGACGCGGGAGCGAGGGCUGCACGGGGACGGGCCGCGGUCGGGGCGCGACUGACGCGACCGAGCGCCGCGCGCCUCCGCGCCCCGCCCGCGCCUGCGCUCGUCGCACGCUCCGCGCCGCCGCCGCCCGCCUCUGCCUCCACGCUGCUCCGCUCCACUCUGCCGGAGCCGUGCGGAGCGCAACGAUAUGAAUGGAGGCGCAAACAUGAAUCGAAAGAGCUCGUCGAAAAUAAAUAA
This is a messenger RNA of Arctia plantaginis, 714 nucleotides long. Lineage: Eukaryota; Metazoa; Arthropoda; Insecta; Lepidoptera; Erebidae. The record is from the annotation of a GenBank genome assembly.